AUGGAUUCUGAGGACAAAUUAUCAAGACUUAUACAAGAGUCCGGAUUGUUUAACGAGAUUUCUUCUGAUGAGGAAUGGACUCCAGAUAAUUUUAAAAUAAAUGAUGCGGAUAAGAAAUUAAAAUUGUCAGGAGCAUGGUCAGCCACAAACAUAGAUAUAUAUACAGAUCUUUCGCCUUCGUGUUCUUAUAGUACGGCACACAUGGAAGUAGAACAAAAUGAAGCAUUGGAUGUCGAACUUAAUUCCCUAUCUGAGUCUAGACCUUCUGAAAACCUUGUUGAACCGUUGCAAAUUAUUGAAGAGGACCCAGUUACUGACUCUAAUAUCUCCGUUAAAAAUAUAACUGAUAGAAAAAUAAUAAGAUUGAACUGCGAAACUGGAAAUUUUGAAACAGAUUCAGAAGAAUCAGAGGUAGAAGUAGAAGAAAAAAUCAAGAAAGGAAAUAAAAGAGUUGCAAAGCCAGAGAUGUGGGAAAAAAAUAUAUCAAGGAAAAGAAAAAUACAGGAUCAUACAUUACGUGAAAUAAAUGACUGUCGCUUUCCUCGUAAAGAUAUAUGUAGCACUUGUGAAAAAUUUCAAGUAGAUAUUCAAUCUGCUGAAAUUAUGAAAGACAAGGAUAAAGUUUCAAGUUUAAAAUCGGAACGUGAAUUGCACUUGCGCAAAGGCGAAGUAUUUUUGAAAAAGUGUAGUAGUUCAGAAAAGGAAGACAAAAAUUAG
Messenger RNA from Parnassius apollo (apollo), 717 nucleotides. Lineage: Eukaryota; Metazoa; Arthropoda; Insecta; Lepidoptera; Papilionidae. The record is from the annotation of a GenBank genome assembly.